AUGACUGAUUUCUCAAGACCUCUGGGAAGACCUCCGAGCAAACGAACAGGCCACAUAAAUGACAACAAUUUAGAGACAAGUGGUGACUCGCCUGCAUCAGCUGGGCAGCUCCAUCUGAGCGACCGAGAGGCUGAUAGUGGUGGCAUUGAAUAUCUCGAAACGGCCAUGUCCGAAGACCCUUUUGACGCAGAAAGCCUCGCAAAUUUUCUCAGUAAUGAGAGCCCCCUACCACCAGUUCACUUUGAUACUGCAUCCACACCGAAUGGAUUUGACCAUUUCAAUGGUGAUAUUCUGUCGCUAUUCAAUCUGUUAUCAAAGGACUUUUCAACAGAGUGGCCCGAGUUCGAGCCGACCAACAAGCUAGAUAACGCUGAAAAUCUUUCUAAUGCAUUUGACGAAGUCACCGAUAUUGGGAUUCAGAUAUCCGAUAUCCACCUUCGGAUUUCAAAGCAGCUCGUCUUGGUGCGGCAACUCCCCUGGGAUAAAGAAACGAUACUCAAGUUGCGCUGUUCUGAGGGCAGCAAUACCUUUAGGCAACCGCAUCAAAUUGAAUCGGUGGAGGAAUUCGAUCCCAUGACAAGUACUAUGUCUCUGAUUUCAGAGUUCACGCAACUCACCAAAGGUUUACGGGAACCAAACAAAGACGAUAACCGAAGAUUCUCCUCAGCUCAGCAUUUAGCGAACCCUUCACGGUUUAUGGACAAUGCCAAUCUCGCAACAAUGCUUUCGACAAAUAACAAACUUCUAUCAAUUUUCGAAUACAUCCUGUCGCGCGCUAUAUCCGCACUAUCGGACGCUAAACGGCAAAAUUCCACCAUUCCGCUAAGGCCUUUGCUGUCACUUGGAAAGUACGAGGUUUCACCCCAAAUCGAACGAAGUAUUGUCGCAAGACUAUUAUCAAAUCUAGUCAGUCAUGAGAUUGGUAUGCUUGAGCGUACUUUGGGAGUUCCCCCAGACUGGGCUGUAAUCCCUCAGGACUUCAAAGACGACUACCGUGGGUCAGCUAUGCUUGGUGGAACGCGAGGUGAGACAAUGCUCAAGGCGAUGAACGUAGAGGAGAGGGACGGAACGGACUCAAGCGAUCGGAAGGACUGUAUAGUAGACCUUCUCAGAAAGAGAAUUCAUGAGCUCGGACAGAUGAUGUAG
Pestalotiopsis fici W106-1 is the source of this 1146-nucleotide messenger RNA. RefSeq lists its product as uncharacterized. Lineage: Eukaryota; Fungi; Ascomycota; Sordariomycetes; Amphisphaeriales; Sporocadaceae. The record is from RefSeq and is a predicted model, not a curated record. The transcript has a single exon. Bases 1 to 1146 code for a protein of 381 amino acids.